Molecule: messenger RNA, 3229 nt
Organism: Xenopus laevis (African clawed frog)
Lineage: Eukaryota; Metazoa; Chordata; Amphibia; Anura; Pipidae
Gene: mtcl3.L
Product: SOGA family member 3 L homeolog
Exons: 10
Coding region: 200-2647 (815 amino acids)
Source: RefSeq, a predicted model, not a curated record
UUUCCCCGGCAUCGCCUCCUCAGCUGCUCCAUUUUAUUAGAACAAUAACUGACUGUGAGCUUACAGAGGAACGGGCUAUUGCGGGCGGCGAGGAGCAACCAUCACAGGGAGGGGGAGGCAAGGCAGACAGCUUUGGCAAAAUCCACAUAGGAAUUUAUGUGGAGAUCAAGCGGAGCGAUGCUCAGGACCAGAUCUCAAAAUGAGCCAGCCAUUUGGUGGCACUGCUGCUUCUCCUACUGAACCUCGCCUACAUCCAGAGGGCAGCAGCAAAAACCAGCAGCGAGUGUCAUCACCAGCCAGACCCAGAGACAUUCGAGGCAGAUCCCUGGGUGGUGCCAAAGGAAGUACCACCAACAAGCAGGUGCAGAAAGCCAAGAGCUCCCCAGGGCAGAGCAGCCUCAAAGCUGAAAAACAGGGAACUGUCCAGCCGGGCAGUGCUGAAAUUUCUUCAUUAAGGGUUGAGGCCGGGACAGGGGUAGAGCUUGAGGACAGAGAGUUUACCGAACCCACCUCUGCAAGGAUGGAAACUGCCAGGGUGGCCUCCCCUGAUCAGGUAGGGGAGGUAUCCCCUAAGGCCUCUAAGGUUAAGGGCAAAUCUCCCCCAAAAGGAGGAGAGGGAGUGCUGGCUUCCCAACCCCUAUCCACUGCUUCAGUUGGGAAAAGCCCCAAGAAGCAAAGCAGCGGAGGAGGGUAUUGGAAGGAGGGAUGUCUGCAGUCUGAAUUGAUGCAGUUUCAUUUGAAGAAGGGACUUGCUGCUGCAGGCUCCAAUAUCCAAGAUAAAGGCAAUGGAUCUGAGACCAUCCAGGACCAGGAGGAGGAGGAUGGGGCCCUCGUAGGUGCCAUGAGCGUGCAGGCUAUGCACGAUGAAAUGGAGAAGCUACGAGAUGAGAACGAAAGCCUAAAGAAUGAAAUAGAAGAGAUGAGGACAGAGAUGGAUGAGAUGAGAGACAGCUUCUUUGAAGAAGAUGCUUGCCAGCUGCAGGAAAUGCGUCACGAGUUGGAAAGAGCCAACAAAAACUGCAGAAUCCUGCAGUACCGCCUCCGGAAGGCAGAACGCAAGAGACUCCGAUAUGCACAGACUGGAGAGAUAGAUGGAGAGCUUCUACGCAGCUUGGAGCAAGAUCUGAAGGUAGCCAAAGAUGUAUCUGUAAGGCUUCACCAUGAACUGGAAAAUGUUGAAGAAAAACGUACAAAAACAGAGGAGGAGAAUGAAAAGCUGCGGCAACAGCUUAUUGAAGUUGACACGGCCAAGCAAGUUUUGCAGAGUGAACUGGAGAAGCUCAAAGAAUUAUCACUAAAAAGAAGAGGAAGCAAAGAUGCUCAAAAGUCAGAAAAAAAGACUAUACAGACUCCCACAGAGGAGGACAGUGAAGAUUUAAAGUGUCAACUACAGUUUGUGAAAGAAGAAGCAAUGUUGAUGAGGAAGAAAAUGGCAAAGAUUGAUAAAGAUAAGGACCGCUUUGAACAUGAAUUGCAAAAGUACCGUUCAUUUUAUGGGGAUCUUGAUAGUCCUUUACCAAAAGGGGAGGCAAGUGGACCUCCAACAACAAGAGAGUCAGAGCUCAAGCUGCGACUUCGUCUGGUCGAAGAAGAAGCUAACAUACUUGGUAGGAAGAUAGUAGAGCUUGAGGUGGAAAAUAGAGGUCUGAAGGCUGAACUGGAUGACCUGAGGGGAGAUGACUACUCAGGAGCUUCAAACCCUCUCAUGAGGGAGCAGAGUGAAUCAGUCUCAGAACUGAGACAACAUUUGCAAUUGGUUGAAGAUGAGGCAGAGCUGUUAAGAAGGAACCUUGCUGACCUGGAAGAACAAAACAAGCGCGUCACUGCAGAAAUGAAUAAAUAUAAAUUUAAAUCUGGAACCCAUGAAAGCUCUAGGCAUAAUGAUAGUGUCAAGACUGAAGCUUUGCAAGAGGAGUUGAAAACUGCUCGAUUGCAGAUAAAUGAAUUAAGUGGGAAAGUCAUGCAACUUCAGUAUGAAAAUAAAGUUCUUAUGUCUAAUAUGCAGCGCUAUGACCUGGCCUCUCAUCUAGGUAUCAGAGGUAGUCCCAGAGACAGUGAUGCUGAGAGUGAUGCAGGAAAGAAAGAAAGUGACGAUGAUUCCCGCCCCCCUCACAGAAAACGGGAAGGACCUAUAGGAGGAGAAAGUGAUUCUGAAGAAGUCCGCAAUAUUCGCUGCCUUACUCCAACCAGAUCUUUUUAUCCAUCAGCAAGUGUUUGGCAGAAGAACUUUGCUGAAAGACAACAAGUGAAAGAUAUUCGUGCUGAAGCUGAGCGACUUGGGAAGACAAUUGACCGUCUUAUAUCAGACACAAGUACCAUUAUUACAGAAGCUAGAAUUUAUGUGGCCAAUGGUGAUCUCUUUGGACUUAUGGAUGAGGAAGAUGAUGGAAGCAGAAUCAGGGAACAUGAGCUUCUUUAUAGAAUCAAUGCACAGAUGAAGACUUUCAGAAAAGAACUUCAGACAUUCAUUGACAGAUUAGAGGUUCCAAAGUCCUCAGAAGACAGAGGUGCAGAUGAUCCUCUUUCAGUAAGCCAGAUGUUCCAGCCUAUCAUUUUGCUUAUCCUCAUCCUUGUAUUAUUUUCUUCCCUUUCUUACACCACUAUAUUUAAGCUUGUCUUCCUUUUCACCCUAUUUUUUGUCCUGUAACCAUUAUACCAUUUUAUGUUUUGUGUAGUUCUUAUUUUUUUCCAGUUUUGUUUAUUUUGUCCACUCACCUUAUAAAAAAGAAGUAAAAGGAAUAUAGUUUCUGCCUGAUGGUUGCUACAGAAAAAAACACUGAAGACUAAUUUGUUCAACUCGAAAGAUUCAUCCUACAGCUUUAACAAUUGGAAGAGCUUUACACAGUCUGCAUUGCUAGGUCGCUUCUCUCCUUCCCAGCUGCCUGAUGUGCUACAGAGAAAAUUAGAAAUGCAACACGCAUCACUGGCGAUGUCGGCUAUUCCCAAAAGGUGAAACCAGAGGGAUUUUGAUUGAUGUCAAGGCUCUUUGAAAAGUGAUUCACAGAAAGCAGAUAAAAGAAAACGGGCUGACUUGCUGGUUCAUCAUAGACCUGGAUGGGAACUGAACAAAGAGGACAGAAGUGAUCUCCCAGCUUGAGAACUACAGAGCUUUUAUCCGAUUCCCUGAUGCUUAGAUCUGCAGGCUAAUGCAACAAGGACACGUACUUCUAAAUCUUCAGAAAGAAAGGACCUGAAGCACACGCUAAAAGAUACUCAGACUGCUGCUAUG